Molecule: messenger RNA, 4019 nt
Organism: Diuraphis noxia (Russian wheat aphid)
Lineage: Eukaryota; Metazoa; Arthropoda; Insecta; Hemiptera; Aphididae
Product: recQ-like DNA helicase Blm
Biological process (GO): double-strand break repair via homologous recombination; DNA replication
Cellular component (GO): nucleus; cytoplasm; chromosome
Molecular function (GO): ATP binding; 3'-5' DNA helicase activity; four-way junction helicase activity
Source: RefSeq, a predicted model, not a curated record
UUUAAAUGUAUUUUGGGAUCUGAAAGAUGUAUAGUAUCGUGUUCAGUUAUUUCGAAUUUGUUCAAGUUUUAAAAAGUUCUCGUGAAUAAUGUUUGAGACUGUUAAAUUCAAUUAACUUAUUCAAAAUUUAUCUUAAACAUGGAUUUUUUUUUAAAAAAACCAAGUAAUGUUUUAAAACGUCUUGGUUCUACUAAUGUUAAAAUUGAAUCGGAAGGAAAUCAAUGUAAACCCAAAUCAUCUAUAGUAAGUUUGAUAGACAGCGAUGAAGAAAAUUUCAAAGUCAAAAAAACUAUGUACUGUGAUGAAAAAGAAAUUCCAAAAGAUGUUCAAAAGAAUAAAAUAGAUGACAACUGUUAUGUUGAUGAUGAUGAUGACGACAAAAGCAUUAUUUUUAGUCCAGAAAAAUCAGUAUCGGUAAACUCAAAUAAUACUUCUAAAGGCAGCAAUGACAUUAAUUUAGAUGUAUCCAGAAGUCCAUCAAUAUUAACAAAAACCCGAUUUUCAACUCCUCAAAAAUUAAAAAAUAACCUAUCACUUUCUACUAUUUCAACACUCAAUUUUGAAGAUGUCAGUAGUGAAAAAACACCAAAAAAUAGUGGAGAAUUUAUUGUUAAUACAGAAAAUCGAUCUUCAGAAUUGGGAAUUUGGCUUAAUGAUCUAAAUAAUAAUUCUUUAUUAUGUGAAACAAUUUCCGACAUUCCAAUCAAUAAUUUAGAAAAUCAUUUGGUGAGCUUGAAAAAUUUAGAGUUAGAUAUGUUAGAGGAGGUGUAUAAUAUAAUCUUAAACAUAUCAGAUACUAUUGUAUGUUCUAUUCCUAGUCUCAAAAGCCCUUCAGUUUUGAUUGAGCUUAAGAGAAUGCGACAAAAAAUAAAAAAUAAAAUAAAAAUUGGUAAGAUGCGUUUGACAAAUGAACCAAAAACAUCAAGUAAUAAAAAUUUGUGCAAUCCUGAAAAUAAAUCCAGAACAUCAUUCUCAAGCAGAUUUGAUACAUCAACCAAUUCUCAUCAUGAAAAACUAAUAUCCAAUUCCCCAAAAUAUGGAACAACUAAUACUAAUAAUUCCAAAUUAAAUACAUCGUAUAAUCAAACUGAUGUGGUUAAUAUUAGUAAUACUAAUAAAUGGUUUGAUGGCCAUUCAGAUUUUCAAGUUAAUACUAAUAAUGAUAUUUAUUCUCGAGAACGUCUAAGCGUGAAUGAAUUGGAAUCUAUUGUCAAUGGCAAAAAUUUUGAUGCAUAUUCUAUGUCUGAUGUUCAGAGUCAUUCAGUUUAUGACAACAAUCUAAAUAUGCAUAGCAAUUAUGAGACUAAAAAAAUGCCAUCCCUGUUUAAUUAUGAAGAAGCUAGUUCUUCUGGGAAUACUUCUCGUCAAACCCAUAACUCUAGUCUGAAUAAAACGUCAUCCUCAAACAUAUCAGUUUCUAAAGGAGAGUUCAGCAAAACAAAUUAUCCUCAUUCAAGGGAAUUAUUUACUGUAUUCAGAUCAACUUUUGGUCUCCACGAUUUUCGUCCUAAUCAAUUAGAAACUAUUAAUGCAGCAUUACUUGGCCAUGACUGUUUUGUAUUGAUGCCUACUGGUGGCGGAAAGUCAUUAUGUUAUCAAUUGCCUGCAGUAAUAUCCAAAGGAGUUACACUUGUUAUUUCACCUUUGAAAUCAUUAGUCAUUGAUCAGACGGAGAAACUGAAAUCAUUAGAUAUUCCAACUGCACAUUUGUUGGGUAAUAUGCCACAAGAAGAAGAAAACUCAAUUUUCAAAAAGUUGUGCAUGUCUGAACCAGGUUUGAAAAUGUUGUAUGUUACACCAGAAAAAAUUGCUGCUAGUAUGAAAUUAGGACAAAUUUUAAACAAUUUGCAUUGCCGUGGAAAACUAGCUCGUCUAGUUAUUGAUGAAGCUCAUUGUGUUUCUCAUUGGGGUCAUGACUUUCGACCAGAUUAUAAACGUUUGGGAGAAUUCAGGAAAAAGUAUCCAGAUGUUCCAAUUAUGGCUCUAACUGCUACUGCAACACCUCGUGUCCGUGAAGAUGUACUACACCAGUUACAGAUCAGUGGAACAAAAUUAUUUUUAUCCAGUUUUAAUAGGCCCAAUUUGCUUUACAAAGUUGUUCCUAAGAAAGGAAAAUCUGCUUUGGCGGAAAUAGCUAUUCUCAUCAAAGAUAAAUAUAAAAAUCAGUCAGGUAUAAUUUAUUGUUUGUCAAGAAAAGAAUGUGAUGAUACAGCAACUUAUAUGUGUAAUGAAGGGAUCAAAGCAAUUAGUUAUCAUGCUGGUCUAACCGAUCCUAAACGUAAUGAUGUUCAAAUGAAAUGGAUCACAAACAAAGUCAAUUUGGUUUGUGCCACUAUUGCGUUUGGUAUGGGGAUAGAUAAACCAGAUGUCCGUUAUGUUUUUCAUUAUUCUCUACCUAAGUCUAUAGAAGGUUAUUAUCAAGAAUCUGGGAGAGCUGGACGUGAUGGAAAGACCUCUCAUUGUUUUCUUUACUAUAAUUAUCAAGAUAUGCAUCGCAUUCGGAAACUUAUUGAAUUGGAUGACAGUGGGAAUCAUGAAACAAAAAAAGUACAUAUGCAAAAUUUGUUCAGGAUAGUAUCGUACUGCGAAAACAAAGCUGAUUGCAGGCGAACUUUACAACUCAACUAUUUUGGUGAAACAUUUGAUGAUAAUAAAUGUAUUUCAAACAAAGAAACAGCAUGUGAUAAUUGUCAAAAUAAGGCGGCAUUUAAAUUUAUUGAUGUAACUGAAGAUAGUAUUGAAAUAGUAAAAACAAUUAAAGAAUUAUGCGGUUCAGGCGGUGGUAGUUGGAAUAAUAAUUUUACGUUGAUUCAUAUUAUUGACAUAUUUAAAGGCAGUUCAAAUCAAAAAAUCAAAUCACACAAUCAUGAUAAAUUGAGUUUACAUGGGCGUGGAAAACAUUGGGAUAGAUUUGAUGCAGAACGUUUAAUGCAUAAAUUAGUUUUAGAAGGUUAUUUGAGAGAAGAAAUGGUUGCUUCUAAAGUAGAUAUUAUCAAUGCCUUUGUCAGAGUUGGUCCAGAAGCAGACAAACUCAUUCGAGGAUCAAUAAAAUUAAAAUUAGCAUCGGCUUCAAAGAAUAAAUUAAAUAUUGAAACUACAAGUAAAAAUUCAAACACACCAGUUAAUACCGUUCUUAAAGAAAUCCAAGAAAAGUGUUAUGAACAACUGAUGGACGUUUGCCGUGGGAUAGCUGCUUCAUUAAAUGUGAACACCAAUGCUAUUAUGACGAUCCAAGCCAUUCAAGAGAUGUCUCACUCUUUACCAGAAACUGAAGAAGAAAUGUUAAAAAUUGUAGGAGUGACUAAAGCCAAUUUCGACAAAUAUGGCAGGCAAUUGUUAGAAAUUACACAGGAAGCAGCUGCAAAUAAAUUCGUUGCUGAAUGUGAUGAAAAUGAACUAAACAAUUUUGAAGAGGAAGCAGAAGAUUGGCUCAAAACUAGUACGGAUUGUCCAUAUUUUGAUGAUAUGACUACUGGUGUAGUAAACAAUAAGAACAAAAGAAAAACAUAUCAUUCAAAUAAAGGAGGAAAUAAAAGAUUUAAAAGAGGAAAGAGUAAAAAUCCAAAGAAAAAAGGUGCAACAUCCUUCAUGGCUUCAAAACAGUCUAAAGCCCAAACAUCUACUCUAAAAUCAACUGUAAAGAUGCCACCAUCAAAUCGGCCAGGAUUCCUAUCUGCUCCUAAAGUAUCUUAUUUUUAAUAUUAAUAUUUUAAUUUUAUCUUACACGUGGCAUGACUCCUUCAUUAUAAAAUAAACAAAUUUUAAUGAUUAAUUUGAAUAAUAUUUUUAAUUAUAUAUAGCAUAUCAGGGUUGAUAUUUUCUAGGGAUAUUUUUGUUGCAUUAUAAGUAUUCUUAAGUAAUAAAUGUUACAAACAAUAGUUAUAAAUUUAAAUAGUAUUUAAUGUAAAAAAACAUAUCAAUAUUAUUAAUUAUUAUUAAUUUAAAAGUGUGGCAUGUCUUACUGUAUAUACUUCAGAAUUAUAAUAAGUUAAAUUCAAAAAUGAAUUUAUUGAUGAGAA